Molecule: messenger RNA, 2392 nt
Organism: Gambusia affinis (western mosquitofish)
Lineage: Eukaryota; Metazoa; Chordata; Actinopteri; Cyprinodontiformes; Poeciliidae
Gene: cfap91
Product: cilia and flagella associated protein 91
Exons: 16
Coding region: 87-2330 (747 amino acids)
Source: RefSeq, a predicted model, not a curated record
AGCGCUGAAUGCUUUCCACGCACGGGAUAGUUUCAACAUCGCUGCAAGCACACGAACUGGGUUGAGGCAAAUUUCCCACUAACAAAAUGAGCUGUGCCAUCACCCGAAUUAUUAAUGAGAACAAAGAUAAUUUUAAAGCUGCUCUAUCUAGGCGGCCUUCUGACUGCUUACAUGAUUCAGUUUACACCGUGCCAUCAGAGCGGCACCACCACAGGCCCAGGGUUAGGGCUUUCACAACAAAGGAACGAUUUAGAAAACUACAUGAGUCUGACUACAUGUUUUGCGGUGAGCCAUUGCUCACCUUCAAAACGGACCCAGCAGAGCCAAUGCCAUCCCGCUCUGAUUACCGCUGGCAAGCACAUGCUGAGCGACGCAGGGAGACGCUGCGGCAACUGGCUGGGAUUCAUCCAAAUUCUCAAACAUGCCUUGUGACUGGAGCUGACUACUGGAAAUACUAUAAACGGCCUUGGAUUCCAUUUGAACAAAAGUUCCCAGCAGAUAUUGUCUUUGAAUUUGCAGAGGAAGAUUUUAUAACCACUACUAAGGAGCAGCUGCCCGCUAAGCGCUCUCUGGGGGUUCAGACGGACUUCCGAGAAAGUGAGACCCAGACUGACCCAUACAGUCCUGAGUAUGUGGUGCAGCGUGGGAUGACACCCACAGAACUCCUGCAACUGGCAACUUUGACUUGGGGUCAUGGCUUGCCAGCAGGCCUUGCUGAGGUGGAAAUGAUAGAGCGAGCGCGUGAAAAGCGAAUCUGGGAGACCACCCUUCCUCCUCGCCACGACCUAAACCAGAUCGACAAGAGGAGGCGCAUGAUGGAGGAGAUGGAAGCCAAGGAGUGGGCUUUCAGGGAAAGCGAGAUUGAGAAAGUGCAGGUGACCCGCCUUGCUGUGCUGGAGGAGCUGCUGAGGCAGAGAGAUGAAGCUCAGAAGGAUACUGCAUAUGACCGACUAACCCAAUUAUAUGCUAAGCACCUGAAGGACAGGGAGCUCAGACUUGAGAAAUCCCACCACGCAUACAUAAGAUCAAUAAGAAAACUGGAAACUAAGAGGAAAAAUGUGGAGGGAAAACUGCAGCGACGGGACAUUGUUGAUGAUUUUCAGACUCACAAUGACAAGUUCCCUUAUGGCAAUAUGAAAAUGUUCAACAGUGACUACAUAAACACAUAUAAAGGCUUACAAGAGCUAGAGACAGGACUAGAGGCAUCACUGAAACAAGUGAAGAAACAAUGGAGAGACAUUAAGAGCAAAAAGAAGACUCCUGCACAAAUAGCAGUGGAGCUACUGGAGGAUUACAGGGCUGUCAGGGACGAGGAGGGCAAGGAGAUUGCAGUGAAGGUUCCCCGUUUUCCGUUUCGAAAAGAGAAGCCACUGCCUACUCCUCCUGUCACUCCAGCAGUGGAAAUCCCUUCAGAGGAGGAUGAGAACACAGAGCUUGCCGUCAUCUUUUUGCAGAAGCUACUCAGGGGAAGAAGUAUCCAGUUUGAGAUCUUCAAGGGCAAAGAAAACCAGCUGGAGCUCAUCAGGGAACUUAGGAAAGUUCACGCUCUGCAGGCUAGGGGGCAGCAGCUGCAGAAAGCAGAAAAAGACCACAUACUGAUGCUGAAGAGAGAGCGAGAUCAACAGAUGGAGAAGGUGAAGCUCAUUGCAACCAGUCCUAAGCGAUACAAGCUCAGCAAUGAGCCUGUCUCACGUGGUCUUUCUCCUCCGCAGGCCGCGACGAGGGAAGCGCGUCAGGCCGCGGUGAUCGGCGUGGACCUCGCGCAGGUGUUCUUCAUCUUGUCCCAGGAGCUGAUUCAUCUGCAGGAGGAGCGCAGGGUCCACGCUUUCAUGCUCCUGGCUGAGAGAGAGCGCCGUCGAAGGGAGGCGGAGGAGAGCGGGAGGCGUCAGGUGGAGGAGCGCAGGCGACAAGAACGAGACGAGAUCUUCAGAGAAAUUGUGCAGGUGCACCAGGAAAGCGUGGAUAUGUAUUUAGAGGACAUGAUUUUGAGAAAUGUGGAUUAUUUAGCCGAACAGCAAGCCAGGGAGGAUAUCCACAAGAAGGCACAGCAGCUCAAUGACAUUGCUUAUGCCAUGGAGGAAAGCAUGGACAAAUAUCAGCCAGAGGAGAUCGUGUCAGAGCUGGUGUACAGCUUUCUUAUUCCCGAGAUUGAGAAGAUGAGAGUCAGGCGAAGAGUUCAAUUGAAGCAGCUGAGACACUUGGAGGCAGCUAGGAGGAUCAUUCAUGGGUUUGAAGUCCCUGCAGAGAUCCAUUCACCCGAAACUCCAGAGGAGAGCACUGCUGAUGGGCCGGCUGAGGAAGCGAAGACGGGCCAAGAGACCCAAGAGUAGCAGAGAAAACAACCACAGCAGUCGCAAUCCUAGCAAACAAAGGAGUAAAGGUUCAAAUUUAA